This is a messenger RNA of Pocillopora damicornis (cauliflower coral), 659 nucleotides long. RefSeq names its product leucine-rich repeat-containing protein 51. Gene Ontology annotation, molecular function: protein binding. The record is from RefSeq and is a predicted model, not a curated record. NCBI's taxonomy places the organism in Eukaryota, Metazoa, Cnidaria, Anthozoa, Scleractinia, Pocilloporidae.
AUAGGCGUGGAAAAAGAGGAAACCAUGAGCUCCAAAAACAAACCGAAAGCCUCGUCUGCUAUUGACGCAGCCAAUGAGUUAUCUUCACCUUUAGAUUUCUCCUUCAAAGCUUUGGAAGGAGUACAAGAUGCCCUGGAAGAAGAACCCAGACCGGUUCGUCACAAAAUUGAGAGAACUGAAGGAUCUGGACAGUUCAAAUCAAAUUCAGUACGCUUCUGCAAUAAUAACAUCUCGAAUCUUGAGAAUUUGUCUUCCACGCUGGAACAGUUGUUGGAAAAUCCGUUGGAGCUGGCAUGGCUCGACUUGUCUUUUAAUGAUAUAUCCACCAUCGACAAGGUAAUGCUACAGUAUCCAAAGCUGAAGAUUUUAAACCUGCAUGCAAACAGCAUUGAAAAACUUUCAGAAGUGGACAAACUAGCUGAACUUCCAGAGCUUAUUAGUCUAACACUGCAUGGAAAUGACAUCGAAGACCUUCCUAGUUAUAAACAACACAUUAUUUCAACACUUCCAAGGCUCAAGACACUGGAUUAUACACCAAUUACAAACCAAAACCGAGCUGAUGCUCGUACAUGGAGGGAGAAUUGUCGGAGGAAGUAGAUUUGCAACAGAGGGAGGGAUUUAAUUCCUCUAGCUUUCUUAGGGGUGUAUUUUGAGAGUAC